UUUCAUAUGGAUUUAGCCCAUUAACCCCACCCACAAUUAAAUCAUCAAAAUUUCCCUAGUGCAUUUCCGCACCACACACAAUCCCCACUCGCCUCCCCUUUCUCUCCUCUCUGUGUUCCUUCCUCCAGGGUGGCCCACUAGCCAUGGUUUCGUGCGUGAGCGACACGGCUCGAACCCUCGGCUGCAGGGACGGUGCAGCCGCCACUCACCUCAAGCUUAUCUCACUUUUAGUAAUCUUCUUCACCAGUGUCAGCGGCAUAUCUUCCCCUGUCCUCCUGGCUCGUUAUUUCCAAGGCAAACCUGUGUACGACAAGGCGAUCCUAAUAAUCAAGUGCUUUGCUGCUGGGGUCAUCCUUUCAACCUCCUUAGUCCAUGUCCUACCCGAAGCCUUCAGCGCCCUAUCCGACUGUCACGUCGCGUCUCGUCAUCCGUGGAAAGAUUUCCCUUUCGCCGGACUGCUGACUUUACUCGGGGCUCUGCUGGCUCUUUUCGUGGACUUAACCGCUAGCUCACACGUCGAACACAGUCAUAACCCGAGUGGGGAUUAUUUACCUGUGGGAACACAGGAUGGAACAGUGGGAAAGAAGGUGGGUUCGAACGAGGAAAUGCUGAAGCUUAAGCAGAAGCUGGUUUCCCAGGUUUUGGAGAUUGGGAUCAUUUUCCAUUCGGUGAUAAUCGGAGUGACGAUGGGGAUGUCGCAAAAUCAGUGUACGAUCAGGCCACUGGUUGCUGCACUCGCCUUUCACCAGAUCUUUGAAGGCAUGGGCCUCGGUGGCUGCAUUGCUCAGGCCGGUUUCAGCAUGAGAACAGUUGCAUACAUGUGCUUUAUGUUUUCAGUGACGACCCCGAUGGGAAUAGUGUUGGGAAUGGUAGUAUUUUCAGUAACGGGAUACGACGACGGUAGCCGGAAUGCCUUGAUAAUGGAAGGUGUAUUGGGUUCUCUGUCAUCGGGUAUACUCAUUUACAUGGCUUUGGUUGAUCUAAUUGCUGUGGACUUUUUCCACAACAAAUUGAUGGGUUCACGAAAGUGGUUGAAGAAGGCUUCAUUCAUUGCCUUAGUUCUCGGCUCUACCUCCAUGUCUAUCCUUGCACUUUGGGCUUGAAAAUGUUUGUAUUUAUCUUGAAAGCAAAAGAAUAACACAAAUUUCAGAAAUGGGUAUGCGGGAGAGACGUGUAAUCCACUUUGAACUUUUUCUAUAACUUCUUUGAUUUGCUAUAAUUCCAUUAACACAAAAGUAAAGUGAAAAUGCAUUGCUGAGACAACUUGAGAGUGAAAUGCUACUAAAUUCAUAAAGCAAACAUGCAUGUACACGUUAGCCCAAUAUAGAA
Messenger RNA from Durio zibethinus, 1329 nucleotides. Its product is annotated as zinc transporter 6, chloroplastic-like. The record is from RefSeq and is a predicted model, not a curated record. Gene Ontology annotation, molecular function: zinc ion transmembrane transporter activity. NCBI's taxonomy places the organism in Eukaryota, Viridiplantae, Streptophyta, Magnoliopsida, Malvales, Malvaceae. Gene Ontology annotation, biological process: zinc ion transmembrane transport. Gene Ontology annotation, cellular component: plasma membrane.